AUGGCUUUCAACUUCGGUGCUUCAAACCCCGCUGGGGGAAGCGCCUCUGCGGAGCUUGGUCCAGAGCUUCCCGAUGUCUUUACCGAUGAAGUCGGUUUCAAAGGCGUCUCCGGGGAUGCAAACAUCCGCUUCCUCCCAACGGCAUGGCCCGACGACGCGCUACCUGCUCCUACCUCCUCACUUCUGGCUGUCGCACACACCAAAGGCCUCGUUGUUGGCGCUGGGCCAGACGCGCUGGUAAUCAGCACCGCUGAUGUUAUCAGAAAAUCAAUUGAGGCGCCGGCUGGAGAAGAUAUGGAGAAAACGAAGCCAUUUCAACCUAUCGCCACCAUUCCCCUUCCUUCACGUCCCACCCAUGUGGCAUUCACACCGGGCGACGACGGCUUGAUUCUCGCAACGGAGAAUGGCCCCACUAUCUCAGUUUUCGAUACAAAUACACUCACGCAGGGAAAUGCACAGCCAGCGAUUUCAAUUCCUACGAACGGCGUGUCGCUACGAGCACUGGCACCAAACCCUGACCCUUCUUCUACACUCGUCGCGCUGGUCACCGUUAACGGCGAGCUUCUUAUCGCUGAUCUCAAGGCUGGGAGCCUAGUCCCUGGACCCAGUGGCCCGGUUCUUAAGGAUGGUGUCAGCUGUGCUUCAUGGAGCAACAAAGGAAAACAGCUUAUUGCUGGAUUGGCCGAUGGCACUGGAUAUCAGAUGACCCCAGAUGGGACGAAGAAGGCCGAAGUUCCUCGGCCAUCUGAUCUGGAGGGAGAUUGCCACACUUCUUCAUACUACAUCAUAACCCGCCGCAAGCAGGCACCGUUCCUCAUCCAGAAAUUGCCGGAAGUCUGCUCGACAAUGGGCUUUAUGCUGAAGCGUGGCCCCGCAUUCCAAUUUAUCACCAGAAUUAGAGAGUACAAGCCUCACUUGAGAGACGUGUUGAUCGUCGCGUCAACUGCGUCAACUGAUCUCGGCCUCAUCACGCGAUCUGACCAACCUCUGGCCAACGAUGAGCGAACAAAACUUCAUGUUGGCCAGUUCAUGACCACAGAAGUAAGCGACGACACCAAACGUGCCAGUGUCCCGUUGAAGGACUCUGGAGAUGAGACAUCGGUCAUUGGCCUAGCGCCAAACCUGUCAGCCACGGAAAAUGUCGUUGCGCCGCUUCCUGGUUCCGACAUCUUGGAGAGCUCAACGCCCCUUCCCGGGGUUCUUCUUUUGAACAACGAUGGUAUCCUCUCAUCGUGGUGGUUUGUUUACGCUGAUUCCAUUCGCCAAAACAUCCCGUAUUCGGGUUUGAUUUCGUCUGGUCAGGCAACCCAAGCUCCAUCCCAGCCGCAGGCUGCAGCUCCAACCCCGGCCCCGGCCCCUGCACAGCAAUCUCCAUUUGGACAGCCAUCGUUCGGAGGUUCAUCAGCAUUUGGACAGCCAGCUUUCGGAAAGCCAGCGGGAGCUCCUGCCUUUGGUAGCCCAUCAGCCCUGGGGGCUUCAACUAUGGGCGCAACUGCUUUUGGGAAACAAAGCGCUCCAGCAUUCGGCAGUCCGUCCCGGCUUGGUGGAAGUCCUGGCCCGGCCUUUGGAAAACCAUCAUCCCCUGCUCCCGCCUUUGGGACUCCCUCUCAGCCGGGCGCAUCAUUUGGCACUCCCAGUACCCCUGGACAGCCACAGUUCGGGAAGUCUGGAUUCGGGGCUAUGGGAUCUGGACUUGGACAGUCUAGCUCCCCGGCAAACCCCUUCGGAGCCAAAGGUGCAGCAGUUAGCGGUGGUGGUUUCAGCGCCUUCUCCGGUGGAGGCGGCUUCAGUGGAUUUGCAACGGCAAAGCAGGGCGAGUCACCAUUCGCAGCGAAGCAGCCAACAGAGUCACCGUUCGCGGCAACGCAGCCGAAAGAGUCGCCCUUCGCAAAGGCCUCUACUGGUGAAAGUGCUUUUGCCAAGAGCUCUACCUCACCCUUUGGAGCCAAGCCUCAGACUUCGUUCCCACCUCCAGCUUCCAACGAAGUCAAGAAUCCCUUCGGCGCUGCGCAAGGUGGCUUUGAGCUGAAGUCUAGCUUUAAAGGCGAUGGCUCGGCUGUCAAUGAUUUGCCAAAAGCAGACAAGCCUUCUUCCGGAGCGUUCUCAUUUGGUGGCUCCUUUGACGAAAUGGUGUCAACGCCCCGCAAGGGAAGCCCGUCGCCCAGUGAAUCAAUGGAUGAUACUGAAGACGUCGAGCCUGUGAAUAAGGAGACAUUCUCAAUUUUCGGCGGGGUCAGCAAGCCUGCUUCGCAGACUCCCACAUCAAUGUUCAGUUCAAAGACAACGACUUCAGUAGAGAACACCAAGCCAGCAUUCUCGAUGUUCGGCACUAAUGCCGACCAAAACCGCGUGACCAGUCCAUUGUCAGCACCGUCUGACAAGACAGAGACACCAAAGAAGAAUUUGCCUAGCACAACAGGCAUCGACGUGGAGACACCAUUGCCACCAGAUUCUACCAGCCGGGCUAGUUAUGCCGCUGGAGAUACUUCUGCUUCUUCCAACGUGUCGAAAUCCUCUGUCGAGGAUGCCCCGCUUCCUCCCGAUUUCACCAAGGUGAAGAAGGCUUCACUAAAACCUGAAGAUGAUGCCCCUCUACCGCCUGAUUUCCUUUCGCAGAAGAAGUCUGCACCCAAGACGGACGAUGCUCCCCUUCCUCCAGAUUUCCUCACUCAGAAAAAGCCCGCUCCGAAGACGGAGGAUGCACCUCUCCCUCCUGACUUCCUCACUCAGAAGAAAUCUACCGCGAAGACGGACAACGCCCCUCUCCCUCCUGACUUCCUCACUCAGAAGAAGCCUGCUCCGAAGACGGACGAUGCUCCCCUUCCUCCAGACUUCCUAACAAAGCCCAAAAAAACCGAGGCUGCAGCCGUCCCCGAGGAGGCACCUUUGCCGCCUGACUUCACCGCAAAGCCAAAGACCAAACCUGUCGAAGAGGCAGUUCCAAUUCCAGAUGAAUCUGAAGAAUCUGGUAUCUCCGAUGCAGAGUCAGAGGCCGCUGGCGAGUCAGACUUCAGUGAUAGCGGCGAAGAAAUCACACAUGACGAAGCAUUAAUCGCCAAAUCCAAGCAAUCAGCUGAGAGCUCGUUUGGUGCAAUUUCCGAGCAAAGCUCCACCGGAGGAUUCUUCACCAGUCCUGCUCGAACCGCGGAUGACAAAGGCCGCCUUCCUCGGCAGCUAUUUGGGGAGAUCCCUAAGCAGCCACUGCUUCCUCCCCCGGGCCCCAUUGCGCAAGGCAAUCGGGAACCCUACCGUUCACCGAGUCCAGUUCGGGUCGGCGGGAAGAAGAACGUGUUAUUCUCUGAGAAGUCACACGGCCGUAAGGGGUCCACAGGUGCAUUGCACUCGCGCAAGGCAUCCCUUACGCAGAUUGCCCAGCGUGAUGGUCACUUCAGAAAGGCCAGCGAUGUUGCUCGUGAAGAGCAAGAGAAGCAAGCACGGGCACAUGCGGCAGCUCAGCUUCAGGACGAGGAUGUUCUGUCUUUGUCAGACGAUGACGAUGACGAUAGACUCCGAGAUGAGUUAGCUCAGCCCGUUGAGCCUGUUGAUACCCUGGAUCCGUUCUUGCCCCACCAAAACUACAUGGGCGAGACUGCGAAGCCAGGUAUUGCCGGCCAGGUCGAGCGACUCUAUCGUGACAUCAACUCUAUGGUAGAUACAUUGGGCAUAAAUGCUAGGUCAAUGGCGGGAUUCCUUCUGCACCAGCAGCCCAAGAAACCCUCUGAUAUUGAUGACUGGGUGAUGGUUCUGAACAGCGACCAGCCUGCUGACAUUCUUGACACGAAGAUGGCCCUGAAGGACAUUGAGAGAUUUGAAGAGCUGAUUGCUUCAAUUGCACAAUCAUUGGACAACCAGCGAGUGCAGGGAGUGGAUGAAAAGCUCGAUGCAUGCCGUGACCUGCUCACAAAGCAGGUUGUCACCCUGCGAGGCCAGUUCGCAAGCAUCCGCAAGACUCUUGACGCACACACCGACAUCGGCGCUAUCCUCGAAGCACCACUUUCUGCCGAGCAAGGUGCGCUUCAGCAUGAUCUACGCACCACAUUCACGAAUAUUCAGGUCAAGAUGGCCGCUCUUGAAGAGGCAGUCUCCCUCCUGCGUGCCAAAAUCGCCGACAUUCCGCAGGCGAGUGGCGCCGGCAGGAACCGACCAACCGUCGAGGCCGUCACCAAGACCAUUGCUACAAUGAUGAGCAUGGCCGAGGGCAAGAGCACAGACAUCGAUGUUCUCGAGGCACAGAUGCGCAAGCUCGGCGUGGACAUUGCUCCCACAGGACCUCCAAGCCGCGAGGCGUCUCCCUUCUCUACUCCUCGCAAGACCGCUGCUGGCCGUAUCCCCAUGACUCCUGGGUCCCGAGGCUCGAUUGACGGUAGCGCCUAUCACACCCCCGAUUCCGCUUCGCGCGGUCUCAACUUCCGGGCCAGCAUCACUGGCUCAGUGAGACAGAGCCGUCUCCGCAGUGUGGAGGGUGUUGUCGAACCUGCCGUUCCGCAAGAAGAAGCCGUCCAAUACAAGGCCAAGAAGUCGCGUCGCCAGCACUUGAAUGCCAACUUGAAGAAGGCCUUCGAGGACAAGCAGGCAAAGGUGCGUGGCGUCGAUGACUGGUAG
Messenger RNA from Penicillium mononematosum, 4602 nucleotides. RefSeq names its product FG-nucleoporin NUP159. Lineage: Eukaryota; Fungi; Ascomycota; Eurotiomycetes; Eurotiales; Aspergillaceae. Gene Ontology annotation, molecular function: structural constituent of nuclear pore; protein binding. Gene Ontology annotation, cellular component: nuclear pore. The transcript is spliced from 3 exons. Gene Ontology annotation, biological process: RNA export from nucleus; protein import into nucleus. Bases 1 to 4602 code for a protein of 1533 amino acids. The record is from RefSeq and is a predicted model, not a curated record.